Messenger RNA from Momordica charantia (bitter melon), 1352 nucleotides. RefSeq names its product PATATIN-like protein 6 (gene PLP6). Gene Ontology annotation, biological process: lipid metabolic process. NCBI's taxonomy places the organism in Eukaryota, Viridiplantae, Streptophyta, Magnoliopsida, Cucurbitales, Cucurbitaceae. The record is from RefSeq and is a predicted model, not a curated record.
GGGACCGGUCAGCUGUUCGAGGUGAAUUACGAUUACAACCAGGUGAAGAACUGGAAGGCGAAGGAGUGGGCUCGGCCCGUCGCUCGAAUCUCCGGCGAGGGCUCCGCCGACAUGGUGGACCAGGCGGUGGCUAUGGCUUUCGGUCAGUCCAAGAGCAGUAAUUACGUGCGAAUUCAGGCAAAUGGAUCCAGCAUAGUCCAAUGUGGCCCAAAUGUGGAGACAGAUCCAAGUUCCAGCAAUGUAAAUAUGCUGAUUGCAUUAGCAGAAGAGAUGCUGCAACAGAAGAAUGUCGAAUCCGUUCUCUUUGGAGGCAAGAGGAUCGCCGAGCAGACUAAUUUUGAGAAACUUGAUUGGAUUGCUGCAGAACUGGUUCUUGAGCAUCAGAGAAGAAGUUGCAGAAUAGCUCCUACUGUUGCUUUCAAGCAAGUGUCACCCCAAAACCCUUAGAAACACUCAAGAUAUAGAUCAAGAAGGGAAAAUUACCACCUGUUAAAGGAGAGAGAGAGGAAAAAGAAGCAACUUUUUAUUUAAUUUGUUUUCUUUGUAUUGUGCAUGUGGAAAUAGGAAGAAGUUGAAGGAAAAGGACAAGAGAAGAAGUGGAAAAUCUUAGUGGGAUAUUUUGCCUGCCUAAGGCAAGGCAAGGCAAGGCAAAGGCAAAGGCAAAGGCACUGUGGUGUCCACUCCACUCUUUGUUUUACAAAACUGAAAAACACCAUUCAUUCAGUUCAGACUUAAAGAUCUCAAAGCUUUUGGAUUUGGCAACUCAAACAAAAUAUAUUUCAGGUCUGAAAAUUAGAAUCCCCUUCUUUUCUUCUUCACAAAAUCUCAUUUCCAGGCCUCUGUUUCUGUCCUCUCCUUUUUUCCUUUUCAAUCCCUUUCAUUAUUAUUUAUUUCACAAUAUAUAUAUAUAUUUUUUCGGCAAUUUUAAUUUCUUUCUUUUUUCAGCGACCGACAGUUUCCAUUAUAUCAAACCAAAAUGGCAACUUUAUAUAUAUAUAUAUAUGUAUGUAUAUGACAUGUGGGCCCCAUUCUUUGAUGAGACAGAAAAUUAGAUUUCUCAUUUCUUUUUCUUUUUCUUUUUCCCUUUUUUUCCUUAUUUUACUAUCCAGUCCUUUUGAAGUGCCUGCUCUGAAGCAACAUAAUCCCCAAUGCACCUCUCUCUGUCCUCUGUUUCGUUUCAUUUCCCUUUUUAAACUUGUAUAUGUUUGUAAUUAGCAAAUGGUUCCCAGAGAAAUUGGUGUCAGAUUUUUAUUGAAGACCAUUUAUGUCCUCAGCUGUUUAUUUAAGACCGUUGAUAUUUUUCUGUCUCUCUGAACUUAUGAGCUUAUGAUGAUUGGAUGGUGCUUGAUUGA